Cryptococcus amylolentus CBS 6039 is the source of this 1065-nucleotide messenger RNA. RefSeq lists its product as hypothetical. NCBI's taxonomy places the organism in Eukaryota, Fungi, Basidiomycota, Tremellomycetes, Tremellales, Cryptococcaceae. The transcript has a single exon. Bases 1 to 1065 code for a protein of 354 amino acids. The record is from RefSeq and is a predicted model, not a curated record.
AUGGCACUCCCCACCCCCUCCUCCGCCAUCCACCUCGCGCAUCUCCACCAAACACAACCAUCUCAUCCUCCUCCUACAUCGGCCAGUCUCACCACUCUCUUGCCUCUCCAAGCAGUACAUGAUGACAUCUUGGACUGCCUCCUCGAGAUAGCUCCUUGGACCUACCUCUCUCUCUCCCGGACAAUACGGGAAGACGGUAAAGCCCGCCUGUCAGCUCCGAUCGACUUUGACGGUCCGCUUCUCUCUCGCCUUUACGAUACGAUCCAGGGGCGCCAGGACGUCAGAUGGCUCUACCGCGUCACUUGGUCUCAUACCGUUCGUUUCCCAACCUACCGCCUGUUCGCAAUGACAGCCUGCCUUCUCGGUCAGGCGGAACGACAAAGAUGGGGCCAGCGUCAACCUGCUGAAGCGAGGUAUCCCUGUCGAGAUUUUCCAACUUCCCUCUUUGCGCGAGCCACCUGCAUCGAGAUCACUAUCGACGAAAACGCUUCUCUCUCUUUGUUGUAUCAGCAGAUCAGCGCCGAACUCGACCCAUCAAACUCUGUCAGCGGCAUCAAUGACAUCGGCUUGCACUUGGGCUCAGACUGGCAAGACUUGGCCAUCUGCUUGUCAGACAAUCUUCUCCGUGCCAACAACGACGACAAAAUCGGAGACGGCUUCACGGGCUUUCACUGCUUUGACACCCACGUCUGCAUGAAGUACGUUUUUCAUACCUACAAGGUAACAUUUCUACUCGCCAUCUCCGAUAUCAAUUUCCCAAAUCCUUCCUCCCUCUCUCCUAUCCUCCUCCUCCAGCUUCUUGAAUCUGCUUGCGACGCCUCGCAUACUGUCGACGAUGUCAUCAGCAUCGAUAUCCCUACCAGCGGCGAUCUUCGUCGGGUUGCUAUUGGGGCUAUCGUUCAACUUGUCGCGGGCACCCCUGGUCAUCCUGAUCAUGGGCCAGGGGUACAGGUCACAUUGCAGGUGGGAGAGGGGGUUGGCGAUGAGGUAUGGGAAGCGGUCAGCCCGCGGGUGUCUGCGCGCAGGCUUGCCAGGCUGAAGGACAUGUUUUGCUUCAAGGAUUGA